AUGCCGAAUGAACCCACGCCAGACUCUUUGCCAGGCCCCGGCCUGGUAUAUCUUUCAGAGUCAAAACUUGACCUGCGAUCAGACGAUGAAAUCGCCGCUCAGCUAAAAUCAUACAAAGAAGUCACAUCGUCGGAUAAGAAUGUAUGGGCUUUCUGGAACACUGGGUUUGAUACAAUGCACCCAUGGACACAGCGCAAUGUCAUCAACUGGGUUCGCCGUCUGGGACCCUCCUGGACAGUACGCGUUUUGAACAAAGUACCUGGUUCACCUGUGCACGUAUCGAACUUUAUUGCAGCCGAGCACCUGCCAGAAGCUUUCAAUGCCGGCAUGAUGACAGGUCCGAACGUCGGGCCACAUUCGGGGGAUAUGGUGCGUUUGCCACUUCUAUAUCUGUAUGGAGGAGUUUGGAUGGACGUGGGCAUGAUGCUUUUCCGGCAUUUGGAUGACAUGUGUUGGAAUGCCAUUGAAGAUAGCUCGAAUUCCUACGAGAUGGCUGGCAUGUCUAUUGAGAUCAAUCCCGGGGCGACCAAUAUGCUCAAUGGCUUCAUUGCAGCGAAACGGGGAAACGGAUUUAUCAAACGAUGGCACGAUAUAUACAUGGAAGUGUGGAAGGAUGGCCGAACUGAGCAAACUGGACUACACAAACAUCCACUGUUGGCUCAUCUGCCUAUACUGUACGCGCCAACUAAUCAUCUCAACCUACCCGGUGCGUUGAAGGUCUCGCCUGAGGACUUUUCUGACUAUUUGGGUCAUUUCCAAUGCUUUGAGCGUUUGCGGAAGCUGGUGGACCCCAUUGAUGGGUUUGACGGGGCAAAAUAUCAUCGUGAGAAUAUUUUCAUGCUUCCAGCCAUGACCGAGACUUGGAAAUUUCAACUUUUGACAGCAUGGAACGGCAAAAAACAAUUCGAGCUUCUGGCCACCAAGAAAGAUAUCAAGGAUGAUGCUGAAAAGACAGAGCUAUAUGAUGAAGCUAACGAGUUUGUUCUUGACUUGCUGGCCAACACAUCGACCAUGAAGCUGUCACAUGGUCCUCCGGGUGCUCUUGAUUCAUUUCUUGCAGAUAUCUGGGACCACAAGGAUAAUCACAACAAGGACAUUGAGCCUGGAACAUUUGCCGCAUUCCUUCGUUACGGAAGCGUUCACUUCGACCAGACACGGUCGAUACAUCCUGCACCAGUACCUUUGUCAUCGGAAAAGACCUUCAAUAUUUCCGUUCUGCAGCCGUACACAGAGUUAAAAGAACAUUGGGAACAAGUUGACCUUGGAAAAGAAAUCUCAGCCUGA
Messenger RNA from Talaromyces atroroseus, 1284 nucleotides. RefSeq lists its product as hypothetical. NCBI's taxonomy places the organism in Eukaryota, Fungi, Ascomycota, Eurotiomycetes, Eurotiales, Trichocomaceae. The coding region runs from base 1 to 1284 and encodes 427 amino acids. Gene Ontology annotation, molecular function: glycosyltransferase activity. The transcript has a single exon. The record is from RefSeq and is a predicted model, not a curated record.